AUGGGGUCAGCAACAUUCCUCGAGCCGUUGAUGGUCCUCGUCCUCCUUUUCGGAGGGACUUGGAUCAACCGCUAUACCGAUCGUCCUGGCUCUCUGUCCUGCGAGGCCAGCUGGCGAAAUGAGCAUUACCGUGACAGUUCAGAUUCUCUAGAAUCGGGCUUGGCGAGUCUUACGGACAAGGACGAAUUGCUGGAGCAUCGAUCGGAGUCGCCGUCCUUGCUGGUGCAACAGGAGCCAUGGCGGAAACGCCAGCUGGGUAUCUGGUCGUGGAAAAUGGAGGUGUACUCGCCGAACACGGCUGUGUUUCGACAUCGACUACUCAGCCGUUGGUUGCAUCGGUUUCCUUUCCUAGUCGAAUGCUGGUAUUGGGCGUUAGUAUACUGGACAUACCAGCUCGGACGAGCGUUCACUGCGGUCACUCUCAAGGAGGACACGGUAGAAGUUGCGCGGAGACAUGCUCUUCAGCUGAUCAGGAUCGAGCGGACAUUGGGGUUCUUCUGUGAACUUGAGAUACAGCAUUUCUUCAUGCGCCAUCCGCAGCUGAUGGCUUGGACCAACUGGGUCUACUCCUUCAUCCAUAUCCCCGGCACGAUUGCCUUCUUGGUAUGGCUGUAUUACUACACCACGACACGGAAUCGACUAGACGACCCCUUGGAUCACCGAUUGAACGCGUCUCUGGCACGUCCGUCCCUUUAUGCAGCUCGCCGGCGAACCAUGGCUGUUUGCAAUCUGCUCUCAUUUGUUGUCUUUACGGUCUGGCCUUGCAUGCCACCUCGCCUUCUGAGCGACCAGAACGUCAUGGAUGUGAUCGGCGAUCUGCCCGGAGGCUAUGGCUUUGUCGAUACCGUGCACGGCGUCUCCGGAGCCGUCAGUGUCUGGACGAGGAACCGGUUUUGCAAUCAAUAUGCCGCCAUGCCGUCGCUGCAUUUUGGCUACUCGUUGAUGAUCGGGCUCACCAUCGUGACGAUUCCCCUUCCUCCCAAACAUGGCCAAUCCAUAUCGAACCGAGUUUCUAUCUCCCCCCGCUUGAGUCUCAGGUUUCCCCUCCCUUCGUGGCGCCGUCUUGUCUGCGUUGUCAUCGGCCUUGCUUACCCCCUGGUGAUUCUGGCUGCUAUCAUCGCGACUGCCAACCACUUUAUCCUGGAUGCGGUCGCAGGGGCCAUCGUCUGCUUCUUGGGCUGGUGGGGAAACGGCGUGCUGUUGAACCUGCUGCCCCUCGAGGACUGCUUCCUCUGGGCAUGCCGUAUUCACAAGCCUGAACGGCCGAUUGUGGACGUCUAUGAGCCCGUGGAGGACCCGGAUGGCAAGGACAUGCCCAUCCGAUGA
This is a messenger RNA of Rasamsonia emersonii CBS 393.64, 1326 nucleotides long. Its product is annotated as Integral membrane protein. Gene Ontology annotation, biological process: inositol phosphoceramide metabolic process; sphingolipid biosynthetic process. Gene Ontology annotation, cellular component: inositol phosphoceramide synthase complex. Gene Ontology annotation, molecular function: inositol phosphoceramide synthase activity. The transcript is spliced from 3 exons. The record is from RefSeq and is a predicted model, not a curated record. Bases 1 to 1326 code for a protein of 441 amino acids. Lineage: Eukaryota; Fungi; Ascomycota; Eurotiomycetes; Eurotiales; Trichocomaceae.